AUGCCAUCAGACACUGCUGAUCCGGCCGAGUCGGGGAUACUGUUCGUCCUCUCCGACAUCGUCGACACGGCGACACUCUCACCCGACGUAUACUCCGAGUGGUAUGAUAUGAUUCAUAUUCCGGAGGUACUCAACACAGGAGGCGUUGCCAGCGCGGCGAGAUAUAUGCUGUCGGAUGGCGCAGGCGAUGAUCAGUAUCCCUAUUUGGCCCUCUACGUCAUACCGGACAUGAAAUACCUCAACAGCGAGCCAUUCAAGUCAAUACGCGUUCAUCAUGAGAUGCUUCCUGGUCCUAGGCACAGUAUCCUUGACCUUGCCAGGUUUGACUUUGGGCGGUACAUUCGCGUGCAAGGUCUCCCAAGCCAGCCCCUCGCGCAGGCCGGUACGGGAGCAGAUCUAGUGACUCUCGUCUUCAAGUCGCCUCGGGAGGCCACGGCAGCCAACGGUUGGACCGUCGCCAACUACAUACGGCCCGUCAUCGACGCUGCCAAGAUCUCGCACGUGCAAUGUUUCGGCAAGCUGAGCGAGAGCGCAACCGGUUCGUGGUCUUUGGGGGAUGAUGCAGAAAGUGGGAUGGUUGAGUACCUGAUUCUAUGCUACGUUGGAAAAGGGGUGGAAGAAGUCAUUCGGCGCCACGCACCCAAGGAUUCUAGAGUCUCUAGUUACCGCUUGCUCCGGUCGUUUAGCAGGGACUAG
Messenger RNA from Purpureocillium takamizusanense, 696 nucleotides. RefSeq lists its product as uncharacterized. The transcript is spliced from 2 exons. Bases 1 to 696 code for a protein of 231 amino acids. The record is from RefSeq and is a predicted model, not a curated record. Lineage: Eukaryota; Fungi; Ascomycota; Sordariomycetes; Hypocreales; Ophiocordycipitaceae.